This is a messenger RNA of Fibroporia radiculosa, 2043 nucleotides long. RefSeq lists its product as uncharacterized. Gene Ontology annotation, molecular function: Atg12 activating enzyme activity; Atg8 activating enzyme activity. The transcript has 12 exons. Gene Ontology annotation, biological process: autophagy of mitochondrion; piecemeal microautophagy of the nucleus; autophagosome assembly. Lineage: Eukaryota; Fungi; Basidiomycota; Agaricomycetes; Polyporales; Fibroporiaceae. The record is from RefSeq and is a predicted model, not a curated record. The coding region runs from base 1 to 2043 and encodes 680 amino acids. Gene Ontology annotation, cellular component: cytoplasm; phagophore assembly site.
AUGCCGAUCGUGCAGUUUGCGCCAUUCUCGUCGCUGGUGCAGCCUGCGUUCUGGCAUGCUCUCACGGACCUCAAGAUCGAUGUCCUCCGUCUGUCCGACGAAGCUAUCCCAGUUUCUGGUUCGUACUCUUCUGGUAGAUCAGUGAAGGACAGAGAGACCGGGACCGAAAUUGCUCUCGGGUGCAACUUGAGCGUCGGCGGUGAGGCUUUUCAGACAGCGGUUCAGGCUCCAUCGCACUCUGUGCCUGUAACAGGCGUAUUCAAGAAUUUCAAUACAAUCGAAGAGUUCAAGGCCGCAGAUAAAACUGCGCUUUUCAAUUCGAUUGCAGAUGAAAUCUGGAACAGUAUCGUCGUCGACCGCUCAACUGCGCUCCUAACUCGCUUCCUGCUCAUUACCUUCGCUGAUCUCAAGAAAUACAAAUACUACUAUUGGUUUGCGUUCCCAGCAUUUGUCGCCAAGCCCGCAUGGGAGAUUGACGGGGAGUGGAAGCCGGCAGGGGAGGAAUUCGAUGACGACACAUUAUCCACUAUCCAGAGCCACGUUCAAACAUCCCCCACGCCUUUCUUUCUCAUUCGCCCCUCGCAGAAAUGCGGCGUGCCGGAAAUUGCGUCCCUAGAGCAAUACGACGAGUUCUUCGCUAAUGUUUCGCCCGAACAGCGUACUAUUGCGUUCCUUGAUCCCUCCGCGCUCUCGACGAACCCCGGCUGGCCUUUGCGCAACCUCCUUGCGUUCUUGCGAACAGUGCACCCUGCAUACACGUAUCGAGUGCUCUGCUGGCGCGACGCAGAGCUCCCAGUGAGCGGCGCAUGGAAGAGCCGCUUCGGCGUCGUGCAUCAGGGCACCGGCGAGCUGGCGAAAGAUGCAGAAACGACUAAGCCGGCGGCGGUGGGUUGGGAGAAGAACGUACAGGGUAAAUUAGGUCCACGCAUGGCAGACCUGGCACCGAUGAUGGACCCGACAAGACUCGCGAAUCAGGCGGUCGAUCUGAAUCUGAAGCUCAUGCGGUGGCGCAUUCUGCCUGCGCUUGACCUGGAGAAGGUCGCUAAUACAAGGUGCCUCCUGCUCGGCGCGGGCACGCUGGGUUGCUACGUCGCUCGGACACUAAUGGGAUGGGGUGUGCGCACGAUCACGUUUGUCGAUUCGGCGCGCGUGUCGUUCUCGAAUCCCGUGCGCCAGCCGCUCUUCGAAUUUGAGGAUUGUCUACACGGCGGCAAGCCUAAGGCCGCGUGCGCUGCGGAUAGGCUGAAGAAGAUAUUCCCUGGCGUGAACUCCACGGGACAUAACCUCAGUAUACCCAUGCCCGGACACCCAAUACCUUCAGGCUCGACUGAGCAGACGCGGAAGGACGUACAGACGCUCGAAAAGCUGAUCGACGAGCACGAUGCCGUGUUCCUCCUCAUGGACUCGCGCGAGAGCAGAUGGCUUCCCACUCUACUCGGGGCGGCGAAGGGCAAGAUCGUGAUGAACGCAGCGCUCGGAUUCGACACAUUCCUCGUCAUGCGCCAUGGCGCGCGUGCAUCUUCAGCAACUGCGGGCGGGACAAGGCUUGGGUGCUACUAUUGCAAUGAUAUCGUCGCCCCAGCAGACUCCCUGACCGAUCGAACGCUCGACCAGAUGUGUACGGUGACUAGACCAGGCUUGGCAUCGAUCGCGGCGUCGACGGCAGUAGAGUUACUCGUGUCGUUGCUUCAACAUCCAGAGGGUAUCAACGCGCCCGCGCCACCACCUCAAAGCGGAUCCGGUACAUCAGGCGAUGCACAGGCGUCCGAAAGCGUACUGGGGAUAGUGCCGCAUCAGCUCCGAGGGUUCCUCGCGCAGUUCAGAAACCUACUGAUUACGGGAGCGGCGUUCGAUCGGUGCACAGGGUGCAGCGAAAUGAUAAUCAGAGCGUACGAGGAGCAGGGCUUUGAGAUGCUGUUGAAGGCAUUCAACGAGCAGGGGUAUCUUGAGGCGUUGUCGGGGCUGGAUAAGCUGCAUGACGAGGGAGAGGCAGCGUUGGAGAGUGUGGAUUGGGAUGAAGAUGAAGGGGAGGAUGACUUCUAG